GGGAGGCCAUUUUAUUCCACGAAAUUGAACAUAAUUCACAAGAGGAGACACGUUUCACCAUGUGCCCUUAAGUAGUCGAAGUGCAGUUUAUAACAUCAGCGCAGUUGUGGAACAAUGAGGCAUUAACCAACCAUUCUUGUUUUAAAGAGGAUUGUACACCAGGGUAACCAAAAUGAAGAAAGGGUUUUUGGGUAAAAAGAAUCAUUCCCUCUUCGACACCAGCGUCCAAAUGAAGGACGGGGGAAUGGAACGUGUGGAGUUGGGUUUUGACUCGUCAGCAAUACCAGUAACAGGCACAGCUAAAGUUCGAUCAAGGCCCACCGUUAAUUACUUCAACUCGCACACGUCCUCUGACGCCAUACACGGCUUUGCCGUACCGACUCCAAAAGUGCCUGUCCUUCCUCCCCUGAAUGGGCCAAAGACAAAUGGAACAGGAAGCACCCAGCAGCUUCCCAAUGGUGGAAUCUUUGCUGUCCCUGAUGACGAAGAAGGUGAAAUACUUAUCCCUCCACCUCCUUCAGUGGCGCCUCCGGCACCUCCGCCUCAGUUUAUCCCACCCUCGCCAAAGGUUGUCCAUGCUUCAUCUUCAUAUGGAGACUUUGAGGUCCCACCAGAUCUGGCCUCGCUCAGACCACCACCCAUGCCUGCUCCCAAACCUCCGACAGUUUCCCAAUCCCAGGACAUUGACCUUGCUUCUCUAAAGCCCCCAUCAAUGCCCGCUCCAAAGCCCCCAUCUGUGACAUCCAGCACUAGUAGCACCAAAUCUUCGCUGCCUGCAUCCGUAGUGAGUGAUCCUCCAGAUGUUCCUGAAUGCCCAAAGUUCACCCCACCCCCACCACCAGUGGCGAAACAACAGCCUCUUCCAGGGCCCCAGAAGACCCCAAAGGCGCCCCCGCCCAAGCCUGUCCGGAUGUCCUCCAUUCAGAAUCUUGAUGUUGUGUCUCUUUCAUCUUCCACGCCUGCUAUGCCUGUGCCUUCAAGCUUCAAUCCUCAUAACACAGCCAAGGUCUACAGCAUACCAAAGACCACUCUGCUGAGUGGAGGCAUAGACCGAGAAAUGAGACCCAAAUCAAUCCUCCUUUUGGAGGACCCGUCCGGUGACUCUGUCCGGGUCCAUGUCAAUGGCAGUGGCCCCUCGACGCCAAGUCCAGCUCAAACACCAUUACCUCCAGCAAAGCCAGCGCGCAGGGCAAGCUCUGGUGCUCAGCUGGAGCAAGAUUUGAAGGACCUCAAAGAAAAUUUGACAGCCACCUUACCAAGCCAACCCAAAGCUGUGCCUUCAAGUGCACCAAAAACUCAGACACCCCCAAAUCCCAUUCCAACCCCAACAAAACCAGCAGCGACCCCUCCUGCAGCUUCCCCAAAAUUACCAAAAGCGCCAGCUGCUCCUGCUCCACAAGAAACAAGCCAGAUGAAGGAACAGGAGGUCUCCCACGUAAGACCCGUUCAGUAUAGUCCUCUACUGGCCCACAAAUUAAACAGCCUCAAAGGAAGUGAGAGCUCAGGGACGAGUGGAGCUUCCCCCUUGGCCCUACUGAAGGCUGCUAAGGAACGAGAGCGGCAACGUUCAAAUUUGUCCCGUGAGAACAGCGGCAAGAGCAGCCGAUCUGUUGAGCUCCCUACCCAGGCAACUAUUCAGCCCAGCGAAUCAAAAUCCAACUCUUUCACAGUGAUCCCCAAGUCAUCCUCAUCCACGUCGUUAAACUCUCAAGAAAGACUUCCUGCCGUGAAACCUGAUCUCCCUGCUCAGGUAGCUGUUUCUGCACAGCCUAAAGCACCUGUCCAGGUUACUCCACCACAGGUGAGAACCCAUGUUGCUAAGCAAGAACCAAAGCCCCCAGUACUCUCCACAGUGCCAUCCACUUCUCCUAGCAAUGUUGAAAAGAAAGUUCAGCAUACUAAUCCAGCUCCAGCUGUCUCCAGCACCCCAGUUCAGGAUAGCGAGGAGCAGGAGGACUUCAGCAUCCCUUUCAUUCCUCCCCCGCCAGAGUUUGCAAACUCAGAUACUGAAGAUGGAGAGGGUCCCCCAAGCACACCUCCUCCUGAUCCUCCCACAAAGGCAUCAAUACAACCACCACCACCACCUGCAGGGCGACCACCACCACCACCCUCAGGGCCACCACCACCAGCGCCACCUGCAGGGAUACCACCACCAGCGAGACCUACUGGGAUACCACCACCAGCGCCACCUGCAGGGAUACCACCACCAGCGAGACCUACUGGGCCACCACCACCCGCACCACCUGCAGGACCACCACCACCACCAGCGCCACCGAUGAACCCUUCGCCCAUCGCAAAGGGACCUCUCACUGCCCAAAAGCCAAAGCCGCCAGCCACCCCCAGACCCCCAACACAGAGUGAGCUGCAAGCCAAAAUCGCUCAGCAGAGCAAGCCGAAGCCGCCUCCCCAAAAUCUUCCCUCGGCACCUACAUCUGCCAGCCAAGCCACUCUUCUCAGUAUCUUGCAGAAAAAGAUGCUAGAGAUGGAUCCCAAAUUCUCAGCUCCGGCCAAAGAGGCUGACAGCACAGAUGACUGGGGCACCACACAUUCUGAUGAAGAAGAGGACAUUCCGGUUCCACCUAAACCUUCUCCUAAAGCAAAGAGUGGCACACUUCCACCACAGGCAAGUGGAGGCCUAGAUAUGAAGGAGCUUGAGACCAGAAUGGCCCAGAAGAAGGCAGGAAGUUUUGCUGCUGCAUCAAAGCCACCUGCAAGUAAUGGACCAUCCAAGCAGCCUCACGGUAUGACAUUUACAGUACGACCAGGGACCAAACAACCCAUUACUCUAGUCAGUAAAGGAGACUCGUGAAGACUUUCUCUACCAGGACUGCAUCAAAAGGAAAAAAACGAAACGCAGAUACAAGACACACCAGUGCCUUUAUAAUGCUGAAGAUGAUCAACUGAGCACUUUACUCCUUACUUCAGCAUGGGGGGAAAAAGAACACAAGAAUGUGCCUGUCAAUUUUGUUUAGCCUUCAAAUAAUCUACUGUUGAAACAAACAGUAGUACUUUUUUCCCCUUUGUUAUUUAACCUUCUGUGCUUUCAGUGUCAGACAUUCCGGUCCUCUGUUUAAGUUCUAAAGUCCUUGGAGUGUCUGGGCUUGUCUGGGGCAACAGGACUGUUAACUUCAGCAGGCUCUAUAGUCUUAUCACAGUCAGUGAGCUUUGCCUUAUUGUUUUAACCCAUUGAUGAACUAGUGUUUUUUUUUUUUUAUUCGCUGCUGACAAAAUAGUUGUGUGCCGAGUCAGUGUGUUUCUACAAAUGGUACAGAUAAAGAAAUGUUAUAUAUUCCUAUGGACAAAGAUGUGCAAAUGAUCAAGCUGUGUCUUUUGUGCGGAAUACUACAGUUCUCCUCCAUCCUAAAAUAUGGCUAUUUAUAUAUUAAUUUGGAAUUCAUGAAAAUGCCGAUCUAGUUUUGACAUACGUCACUCAUUCCCCAAUGCAGAGGCAUAUAAUCUAACACUUUUUAUUGACAAAGAUGUAAUCUUUGUUUGUUAGUUAAAAACUACCAUACGUCUUAAAUAUGCUGCCAUUAAUAAUGCAGCAUCAUUUAUAUACACGCUCGGAUUUUGAGAGCCUAUAAAAAUGUAAAUAUAUCUUUACAAAACAUGUAAAUAGAUACUUGGAUGUGAAGGUUAAUGGCAUUGCAAGCAUGGAAAAUAUAUAUAUAUAUAUAACAAGGCACUGCAAUGCCCCACUAUGCUUGGCAUGUUAUAAAUAGGCUAUACAUCUUUGGUAUGACUUGUAGACUUAAAAAAUGACUAUUUACUUACAGAAUAAACCUCAGAUUAAAAGGGGACACCAAGUGAACAAUCAAA
Molecule: messenger RNA, 3819 nt
Organism: Sardina pilchardus (European sardine)
Lineage: Eukaryota; Metazoa; Chordata; Actinopteri; Clupeiformes; Clupeidae
Product: proline-rich protein 36
Exons: 5
Coding region: 173-2809 (878 amino acids)
Source: RefSeq, a predicted model, not a curated record